AUGGACUCGAAAGGCCCUACCAACAUCCCACAUUUCUGCCACGCUUGUCAGCGAACCUUUGUCGACGCAAACGCGUUACGCAUGCAUCGUCGCUCCUCCAAAGCACAUACUACCGAACGUCCAGUUUCACCAACAAAACCAAUCCCAGGAACCAGGCUUAUGCCGAAAGUCAGGUCCAUUAGCCCCACGGAUCGCAACGGUCCCAACACGGAGUCAAGCUCCAAACCCCAGUGCAAGCUCUGUAACAGGGCUUUCAAAGACGAGAAUGCACUGAGUGACCACGAGCGCUCGCAGAGCCAUAAAGACAAGUACAAAGCAAGCCAUGCAGUUUUGAUAGCAGGCGCAGGCAGUAAAAAUCCAGAGUCAACAAACGAGACAGUCCAGAAGAAGCCGCGGUCGAGAGGUAAGAAAAAGAGCUCGAGAUCUACCGUCGUCUCUGCUGCAGAAGCAGUGAAUAAACGGGAAAAACCUGCGUUCACGUCUAUGCCGACCUCUUCGUCUACUGCGAUGGUUAGUCUGUCGACAACAAUGGCUGCGCCUUCUGCCCAGCCUGGAGACGGGGAGCGUAAAGACGAGUUAGCUCUUCAUACUAUUGUUCUGCCUCAAUCUAAAGUUCCAGUCCCAGUUCCAGUCCCACUGAGCAAAUCAGAAAGCCUCGUUCAACAUAACUGGAAGGAAUCAUGGUCAGGCUCAUGGACAUCUAUUCCGCUCGCCGAACGCGAGAGCAUGCUCCGUUUGCUCGAAACAAAAUGCCACUCAAGGAAAUCUCUCGCCAAAGAGCACUACUGGAUGCGAGUUCCAACUCAAGCGGAGAUCGAGAUGACGAGAAAAUGCGAUAACUGUGGGGUCACGAAAGGGCAAACAGAUGCCACAGGUUCUUCGAGCGCGAGUUCAAAAUGCCGGUUUCACCCAACUAAAAAGGGUUUCCUGAGUGAGGUUCGCGGGCGAGGACACGGAGCCCGGAAAGCCCGGUGCAUCAACUGCCAGCACUACGGGAUGAGCAACGGCUGUAUAGAACUUCUAACCCACGACUUCAAACAAGCAGACAUCAAGUUCGCACAGUCAAGGCCAAGCCCGGCGAAGAAUGCCAAUGCUCGGCAAGCCGUCGUGCUGGACUGCGAGAUGGUCGGCGUUGUUGGUCCUAACAACAGCGAGGUCAGCGAGGUGGUUCGCCUUGCUGCGGUGGACUUUCUGAGCGGGGAGGUUCUGGUUAAUACCUUCGUUGAGCCGGCUGCUGAUCAGCGCGUUAUCAACUGGCGGACCCGGGUGAGCGGUGUGAACAAGUCUCUUCUGAGCGAGAUGAAGAAACAAGGGCAGACAGUGCAAGGUUGGGAAGCUGCGCGGGAUCUUCUGUGGAUGUUUGUCGAUAAGCAGACUAUACUGAUAGGGCAUAGUCUUCAUAAUGACCUGGCAGUGCUGGGAAUGGUGCAUCAGCGGAUCGUGGAUUCGGCGAUCUUGACAAGGGAUGCGGUUGCUGGUGCGAAGGAGGACUGCGCCAGGGUCAGGAAGCUUGCUAAAACGUUCUUUGAAUUGGACAUACAGACAGGAAAGGGACAUGAUUGUCUGGAGGAUACAUUUGCCGCGAGGGAGGUCGUGCUUUGGUGCCUGGGUAAUCCAGAGAAGCUGCGGGAGUGGGCAGCGGGUGAGAGGGAGGUUAUGGCGUUGAAGAAGGGACGAAAGUAG
Molecule: messenger RNA, 1683 nt
Organism: Aspergillus nidulans FGSC A4
Lineage: Eukaryota; Fungi; Ascomycota; Eurotiomycetes; Eurotiales; Aspergillaceae
Product: putative RNA exonuclease
Exons: 4
Coding region: 1-1683 (560 amino acids)
Molecular function (GO): exonuclease activity; nucleic acid binding; zinc ion binding
Source: RefSeq, a predicted model, not a curated record